Purpureocillium takamizusanense is the source of this 1029-nucleotide messenger RNA. It is a transcript of the gene MMS2, whose product is annotated as E2 ubiquitin-conjugating protein mms2. Gene Ontology annotation, biological process: protein K63-linked ubiquitination; DNA damage tolerance. The transcript has 3 exons. The record is from RefSeq and is a predicted model, not a curated record. NCBI's taxonomy places the organism in Eukaryota, Fungi, Ascomycota, Sordariomycetes, Hypocreales, Ophiocordycipitaceae. Gene Ontology annotation, cellular component: nucleus. The coding region runs from base 1 to 450 and encodes 149 amino acids.
AUGAGCGCCAAGGUGCCGCGCAACUUCCGCCUCCUCGAGGAGCUCGAAAAGGGCGAAAAGGGCCUCGGCGCCGAGGCCUGCAGCUACGGCCUCGAGGACAGCGAGGACCUCUUGAUGAGCAACUGGAACGGCACCAUCCUGGGCCCUCCUCACUCCGUCCACGAGAACCGCAUCUACAGCGUCAAGAUGCACUGCGGAGCAAAGUACCCCGACGAGCCCCCCACGAUCCAGUUCGUCAGCCAGGUCAACCUUCCCUGCGUCAACCCCCGCAACGGCGUCGUCGACCCCAAGCAGCUCCCCUGCCUGGCUCAGUGGAAACGCGAAAACACCAUGGAGACGGUCCUCAUCGAGCUGCGGAGGUAUGUCUCUCCCCCCCGCUCUGCAAUAGGGGUCCUCCCCCGUCUGGCCCGCAUUCCGAGAGAGAAUGACCCGUCCCCGAGCAAUCGCUGAUGCUGCGCUCAGAUACAUGGCGGCGCCUGCGAACAAGAAGAUCCCCCAACCUCCCGAGGGCUCGACCUACUCAUGAGCUUUCCAACGGGACACGAUUCGACGACACAUUCCGCUACAUCAGGUUUUAGGGCGAUGUAGCUCAUUCCAUACCAAGAUAGCCACCAUCUAUAGCCCAACACUCCAGCCUGACUGUUUCCUGAUACAUGCGCCGAGGCGCCGGUUGUGCGGCCAAGACGAAAUGUUGGUUCAUUUUCGCUCCAUUUUUAUUGACCCUACAACUGGGCAAUCACUUACUUGCACCUCCCGCCCCUCAUGCAAUGCCUCCUCUGGCUUUACCUCCCUUACCCAAGAAAAUCUCCAAAAGCGAGCGCCGUGCUCAAGUGGUCGAAGGCACUAGCUUCGUAGGGCCUCUUUGUACAAUGUGAAGGACUAAGCCUGCCCAGAACUCCGGAAACAAAAGGGAAUCAGAAGUGUAUGAUACAUGGUAUCUCAUAAGUCGUGUGUGUGAAUUAGUCCUCAUCCCCCCACCAGCCUGGCUCGUUCCUGUGGGCCAGCCCCGUGCCGCCAAGCACGCCCGAC